Molecule: messenger RNA, 2645 nt
Organism: Stylophora pistillata
Lineage: Eukaryota; Metazoa; Cnidaria; Anthozoa; Scleractinia; Pocilloporidae
Product: spermatogenesis-associated protein 6
Biological process (GO): spermatogenesis
Cellular component (GO): sperm head-tail coupling apparatus
Molecular function (GO): myosin light chain binding
Source: RefSeq, a predicted model, not a curated record
AGUACGGUAAAGCUUCGGUAAAGCGACUUCGAUCUUUUUCCGUUAUUGCACCCUUUAAUUCCAUCGCCAUGCCACGAAAAGCUUUAACUUGCAGUGUAGCAUUAGAUAUCUAUCAGAUAACAUGCCCAGGAACACGGCAUUUGAACGACAGGAAUAUGCUUUUUCUGUCGGUUUGUAUUUUGGGACAAACGAAGAGGACUAAGUCGGUGUUUGCGACGUUCCCUCUCGCACUGAAUGAAAGGGUGUACUUUGAGAGGACUUUUGUAAAUGCAAGGGAACCUACCCAUGUGAUGGGGAUUUUGGAAGACGAACAUGUGUUGUUUGAACUUGUCCAAUACUCUGAUGUGUAUAGGGGAGGGAAGGUUCUGGCUCGCUAUGAGCAAUCAGCCAGGGAAUUUCUGUAUCCCACACCUACCCUGACAGGCAAAGAUGGUGUGGAAAGGGAGCUGUUACUGGGAAGAACAGUACACUUUACUGGUAUUGAUCCUAAGUUGGAGUUCUCGUCAAACUCUUUGAUUCAAGAGACAACUGUUCCUGGAACAUAUAGGGAACUUACCAGUGUCGGCAAUGAUGAUGAUGACGGAUCUUCUUCUAGUUCUGAGGCUGAAAGCAGCUCAGAAACAGAAGAAGAGCUCAUUUUAACACCAGCUCCAACACACCAUAACCACAGUAUACAUACCAGAGAGUACCACUGCAUUUGUGAAUGUCCAAGGCGCCCUGAAAAUAAUGGGAGAGUAACCUUACGAUCAAGGUCUCUGUCUCCGACACACAGACCAAAGUCAGCCACACCUUCCCUCAGACCUCCAUUCAAGGCUGGCAAGGCUGAUGACAAGAUCAUUUCUCGUCGCAAGUUUUUAAUCCCGGGACAGUCUAAACGGAAGAGUAAAGUCAUUCCUUUGGAGGGAGGCCCUGCUCCGUGUCCAAAUUGUAGAGUUCCUCAUAAAGAAUGCAUUGUCUGCCAAGCGUACCUGAAAGUCUAUGGCAGAGACUUCCUGAAACAUCGGUUUGGUCGCGUUCCACACAGGCGGACCACAUCUACACCGGUAUACACGUCUUUUGCUUCAGAACCACCGAGGGUUCGUGCUCCUGCAUUUGAUGACGAUCCUUUGAAUGUAUCAAGGGCCUAUAGUGAGCCCAUUCCGAGAAGCAGAAGAAUAUUUCCACGGGACCCUAAUGGAUACGGCUCUUAUUUGUCAUCGUCUAGUCAAGAGAUUCACGACCGGGUAGAGCAAUCGAUGAGACGGCGUUCUCCGGUUCCUACUUACACUUCCCAAACGUUUGUGGAACUGUCAGAUUCUGACGACGAUGACAGUUUGCUCUCGUUACAAGAACUGAGAUCUGAAAUAAAUGGCGCCCGGUUGGAAUCUCUGGACAGAUCAUUUGAGGAUCCCGAACAUCCCACUUUAGGGACAAGACUGGACCGAAGCCUUCGAGGUUAUUGACACGCAAGGUGUAUGGAAAAUCGUUGAUUUCCUGUCGAAAGUGUGACUGUGCCUCUAUCACGUGACUCCUUCUGGUCCAAUCAAAAGUCUCAGUUCGCCGGGCGAUCACACCGAGCCUUAUUUGAAGAGUCAUUACACGAGAUUUAUCGGAACAUGUACAACAGUGUAAAAGAGUCUCACUAUUAACGUCGCGACGUGAUGUCUCAGGAAAAUCCUAUCCAAAGUUCGGGUCCUUCAAACGAGAACUCGCAAAGAUGGUUACUGCAAGUGCUCCUGCUUCAUUAUAGGAGCUGUGGAACCUGAAAGUGAUUCUAGUCUGCCAGUUCUAACAGUUUUACAGAGUUUAGUAUUUGAACUUUACCUCAGCAACCCUUAAACCUUUCACGUGUUUUAACAAUUAUUUAUGACACCAGUGUUCCUUUGUCUGGUCCGUUCAUAGCGGCAUGCUUUGUUUAGCUCGGAGUGACUAAUCACUGGGAAUUCGAGAGUUUUUAUGUAUCAAGUUAAUAGAAAUAAAUUUAUAUACUUCUUGAGGGCAGUAAGAUGAUUUUGUAUGACUUCUAUUUGGAACGUUUCUUGUGAAAAGAAAAGCCUGACGACACUGAAUUUCUCCCUGCGUAUUUUUUGGCAUAAAGGGGAGCCUCUCGAUACCCGACUCAGUUGAUUUCUGCCACUAUUUAUGCUUUUAACAUGACACUUAUCAAAAUGGAAAAUCACCUUCUUAAAAACAACCAUAAGUAAGUAUGCAUUUCCUGUGCUUUCUUAACACUUUUGCAAUCAAGAGGACCAAAACUGAACCCAAAAAGGUAUACCCUUUUUUGUAUCUCUGUAGCUAAGCGCGCUCCGAGUAACCAGCUUUGCAUUAAGUGCUCUCCGGCACUGUCCGCCAUAUUUAAAAAUGUUUCUGUUGCCAACCCUCUUGUUGGAUGGUUUUCUUAAAGUUGUGACAACGAUUUGCUUUAGUCUUGCGUAUGUUCUUCGUAGCGGGUACGCCGUGGUUAGGAGUCGUACAAAAAAAAAAUGUCGAUACAGGGGCUCGAGUCCCAACUGUGUUAAACAACACGCGACCAAAUUCAUUCAAUUAAAAAAAAUAAUAAUAACCUCACUGCAGAUCCACGUAUUCUUAGAUUGAAGUGUACAGUCUCUAACAAUGAUUGGCUUAAUGAUCAGAUCACGCUCGUUACACGUGGAUACAAAGAACAA